AUGUUUGUGACAAAAAUUUCAAAAGACAUUGGAUUAUAUUUGAUGGCGACAUUGAUCCAGAAUGGAAAUUCUAUAUUGGAUGAUAAACGGUCAUUAACUCUUCCUAAUGGUGAAUGCUUAAAUCUUCCAACUAACGUCCGCAUUAUGUUUGAAUUAGUAAAUGUAAAAUGUGCUCCAUCAGUUACCAUCAGUCGUUGUGGCACUGUGUGGUUCUCAUCGGAAGUAGUUACCCUUGAAAUGAUUUAUUAUAAUUAUUUGGAAAAAUUAAAUACAUUCCUUUGGAUGAUGACAAAGAAGAAUAAACAUAUGACUAAAGAUGGAUUAGUUACGAGAACUCUUAUGCAAGCAGAAAAAUUCAAUCAUGUUAUGGACUUUACUUAUAUGCGAGCACUUAAUACACUAUUUUCAUUACUAAACAAAACUGUUAGUAAUGUAAUUGAAUAUCACGUACAAAAUCCUAAUUUUCCAAUGAUAACAGAACAUCUAGAGAGAUAUGUGACAAAACGACUAAUUCUUUGUGUUAUUUGGAGCUUCUCUGGAGAUGCUAAAUUUGAUCAUUGUGUUGAGUUAUGCAAAUUUGUUCGUGGAAUAAGUAAAGUCGAUUUACCUAAUGUAUCAACGAUAGUUGAUUAUUAUGUUCAAAUUAAUAAUGGUGAAUGGAUAUUAUGGGCUGACAAAGUCCCAACCAUUAAAAUUGAAUCUUUUAACUUAUCUGAAAAUGAUGUGAUCGUUCAUACAGUCGAUACCAUCCGUUACCAAGACAUAUUAUACUCCUGGCUUUCAGACCACAAACCUCUUUUAUUAUGUGGCCCACCUGGUCUUAAUUUUUCUAAUGUUACUACACCCGAAUCAAUUUUAAAAAUAUUCGAUCAAUAUUGUGAAUAUCGUAAGACUCCAAAUGGUGUUAUUUUGUCACCCAUUGCCAUUGGUUACAUGCUAGUAAUAAUUUGUAAUGAAAUUAAUCUUUCUGUAACUGAUCAUUAUGGUACUCAAAGCGUAAUCUCUUUUUUAAGACAAUUGAUUGAAUGUGAUUGUUAUUGGAGUAUGUCAGAUAGAACAUGGGUCAAGUUAGAACGAAUACAAUUUGUGGGAAACCCUUGCUUGUGCCAUGUUAAAGUUGUUCCUUCACUUAAAGAAUAUGCUGAACCAUUGACAGCUUCGAUUGUUGAAUUUUAUCUUAUGAUUAAAAAACAGUUUACUCCAGAUAUUCAAUCCCAUUAUAUUUACUCUCCCCGUGAAUUGACUAAAUGGAUGAGAGGUAUAUUCGUAUCAAUUAAACCUAUGAAAGUUCUUAAUAUUGAAGAUUUGAUACGUAUUUGGGCACAUGAAGCUUUGCGAUUAUUCCAAGACCGUUUUGUCACUAAUGAAGAAAGGAAAUGGGUGGACGAAAAAAUUGAUUACACUGCUAUAAAAUAUUUUCCAAACUUGAAAAAAUCAGAAGCUUUGCAUCGUCCAAUUUUAUUCUCUAACUGGCUAUCCAAACACUAUAUCUCUGUUGAAUAUGAAGAUUUACAUGAUUAUCUAAAAUCUCGUCUCGAAAUCUUUAAUAAAGAAUUAGACGUCUCAUUAAUUUUGUUUGAUGAUUUCAUCGAUCAUGUUCUCCACAUUGAUCAUGUAUUUAAACAAAUGCAAGGACACUUACUUUUAAUUGGUAUAAGUGGAUCCGGUAAGACUAUUUUGUCUAGAUUUGUUGCUUGGAUGAAUGGAUUAAGUGUUUUCCAAAUUAAUGCGCAUAACAAGUAUACUAGUGAUGAUUUUGAUAAUGAUUUAAGAACAGUCUUAAAAAGGGCUGGCUGUAAAGAGGAAAAAAUUUGUUCUAUAAAAAAUGAAUCAAACAUGUCAUGUUCAAGCUUUUUAGAGCGUAUGAAUACGCUCCUUGUUAAUGCUGAUGUUCUUGGAUUAUUCAAGAAUGAUGAGUAUAAUGCUUUAAUAACAAGUUGUAAAGAAGGAUCUCAGAGAGAUGGGUUAAUGUUAGAAUCUUCAGAAGAAUUAUAUAAAUGGUUCACACAGCAAUUAAUGAAAAAUUUACAUAUUAUAUUUACAAUGAGUCCUCCUGAAGAUGGCCUCGCUUCUCAUGCAGCAAAAUAUCCUGUUCUUUUUAAUUGUUGUGUUUUAGAUAGGUUCGGUGAUUGGUCUGAUCAAACAUUCUUUCAAGUAGGCAUGGAAAUCACCCAAAAUUCGGACUUGGACCUUAAAUCAUAUUUGGCUCCUAGCAAUUUCUCUAUUAUUGAGAAACAUAAAGAUUUUGAGGAACAUCAACGUCAUUUAAACAUUGGAUUAAAUAAAUUAAAAGAAAUUAUUACUACUAUUAAUAGUCUUCGUAACAAUAUGAACAUAAAGUCUAAAGAGCUUCAAGAUCUUCAAGAUCUUCAAGAAAAGGACCAUGAGGUUAAUAAAAUGUUGAAGAAAUUGCUUGACGAUCAACGCGAGCGUCAAGUACUUUUUAUGGAUGAAUUGGGCAAGAUUGAAUUGAAUCUUGAAGAUGCUAAAAAGAGUGUAAGAGGUAUCACAAAACAACAGCUUAUUGAAAUACGUGCAAUGAAUAAUCCUCCUGAGGCAGUGAAAAUGGCAAUGACUUCAGCAAUUGAUAUGCUUGGUCGCAAGGCUGAUAAUUGGCAAGCAGUGCAAUCUAUCAUCCGAAGUGAUGACUUUAUUAGUAGUAUUGUUAAUUAUGAUAUUAAUAAAAUGACUAAAAAUAUAAGAAAAAAAAUUAAAACCAAAUAUCUCACCUUGCCUGCCUAUAAUUUCGUACAAGUAAGCAGAGCUAACAAGGCAUGUGGUCGUUUAGUUAAAUGGGUGAUUGAUUUUGUUAAUUGUAGUCCAAUUAGUUUUAAAGAUAUAGAUGAUUUAAUAACAGCACAACAUCAAACUCAACAUACGAUUGAGAUCCUGCAUCAAAAGGUUAAUCGCUUAGAAAAUGUUAUAGCAGCAUAUAAGGAUCAAUAUGCAGAUUUAAUUAACGAUAAAGAAGCUAUCAAAAUGCAAAAAUGGAAAACUAGUAGUCAAGCACUUGAAUCACAGAUGGAAACAAUUGUAGGUGAUGUAUUGCUUUCGGCAGCACUCCUUGCCUAUGGUGGAUAUUUUGAUCAACAAUACCGUGAGAUAUUAAUCAAAAAAUGGAUGAACCACUUAUUCAAUUCCAAUAUUCAAGUUAAGCAAGAAUUUUCGGUGGCAAAAUAUUUGUCAUUGCCUGAUGAUCGUCUUUCCUGGCAAGCAAAUUCUCUUUUAGUUGAUGAUUUGUUUAUAGAAAAUGCCAUAAUGCUCAAUUUCUUAAAUAACUCAUUUGUCAAGGUUUUGGAAGAUGCUCUUCUAUUUGGUUACCUGUUAAUUGUUCAAGAUGCUGAACAUUUUGAUCCUAUUUUAAAUUCCAUUCUCAACAGAGAAGUGCGCCGUAAUGGUGAUCGUGUCUUAAUAAAAUUGGGAGGACAGUAUAUUGAUUUCUCCCCAUCAUUUACGCUUUUCCUAUUGACUCGUAAUCCUUACUUCAAUUUUUCACCAGACGUAUGCAGCAAAGUAACAUUUGUAAACUUUAGUGCAACACGUAACAGUUUACAAAGUCAAUGUUUCAAUGAAAUACUUAAAGUUGAACAACCUAAUGAGAAUCUGAUACGAACGGAUUUGAUUAAGACUCAAUGUAAACUUAAAUUAGAGCUGAGAUUUUUCGAAAAGUCUCUUUUGCAGGUUUUAAAUGAAUCAGAGGGCAAAAUUUUGGAUGAUGCUAAAAUACAAGAUACAUUGAGGAAAUUGAAACAAAAAGCUACUAAAAUUACUCUCAGAGUUGAACAAAUAGACGAUUAUAUGAAAGAACAUAUAGAACAAUACACACCUUUGGCUUGUGCUUUGACUUUAAAGCGGGUAUCACGAGCUUUGUUACGCGAAGUUUAUGCUAUAUUUGCAAUUUUAUUAUCUCAAAUUAAAUUUCAUGCAUAUCCUGAUCAAAUUGCUGAAACUGAACUUGAAAAUAUAUUUGAUGUCGGUACAUUGAAUAAAAUAAAAGAAUUCAUGGCUCUUCCAUGUUUUAUGAGGAUUAACAAACAUUUUAAUGAGAAUCUCGACGAAUGGGAGCAAUUUAUGAAGUUUGUUGCACCAAAAAAGCAAAUAUCUGAACGUUUGGUUGCUUCUUUACCUCAAACAUCAAUAAUUAAAUAUUUCCGUCCCGAUAAAGUUAUUCCUGCUGUAACUGAACUUUUAUCUAUCACAUUCGAGCCAGGUUUCUCCGUUAAAACUAAAAUUUCUGACUUUAUAUCAUUGGUUUUAAAUGAAGUUCAACUUACAACGCCUAUUUUUUUAUGUUCCGUUCCUGGGAAUGAUGCAAGUUAUUUUUUAGAACAUCGUGUAUUCGAACUCAAAAUUAAAUGUAUGUCUAUUGCCAUGGAUUCUUAUGCAGGUUUAAUCUUAGCUGAUAAAGCUAUUGCAGAUUCAAUUAAGGGAGGAUAUUGGGUUUUAUUGAAAAAGGUUCAUCUAGCCACACCCUGGCUAGAACAUCUUGAAGAGAAGUUGCGUAAUAUGAAAGCACAUAGAAACUUUAGACUUUUUUUUGACAUGGAAAUAAAUUCUAAG
Dentiscutata erythropus is the source of this 4560-nucleotide messenger RNA. The record is from the annotation of a GenBank genome assembly. NCBI's taxonomy places the organism in Eukaryota, Fungi, Glomeromycota, Glomeromycetes, Diversisporales, Gigasporaceae.